GAGGAUGUAUGAAAUCGCAUGCAAGAACCACGUUUACUUUUAGCAUGGAUUGUCUUAACAUUUCCCUAACCUUUCGUGCAAUGUUAUUAAACGCCCUAUCCAAAAAUAUUAAAGGAUCCUUGUAUAUCGUAUUUACAAUAAUACCGGUAAGUAUUCGACUCUGAAAGCAGGAAUUUAAAGUUUGCCAAAUUAGGGCACGAGAUUUGGAACCGUUGUUACUAGAAGGACUGUUAGUAGGGGUAUCACUUAUUCCACAACCCCCUUUUUUUCCCGAAACCUUUUUCAAUUGUUGAAGUAACCUAACCAGAUAAAAUUUCAAAAUUCCUAGAUUACUUUCUAAAGUACUGGGGUUUUCUAGGCGAUUGUCUAAAUGAAUUCUAUUAUUGAUUGCAUUUUGUAUCAAUGAAAUAUUUGUCCUUAAUAUCGAAAUAUGUCUCAACAUUUCCGGUUUAUGUUUUAAUAAUGAAACAGCUUUUCGGGUCAGCUUAACUAUUUCACUACUAAGAAUUGCAACGGAUGAAGAUUCCAUUGUCACUACUUACAGGAAUUGUCUAUCUAAAGAACUAUUUCUUUCUCGGAAAAAAGAUAUGUGAGUACUGAUAUCCUUGUCACAGACACCUCGCGUACGUACAAUCGACACUGUUGAUGGUGUAUUGCACUCGCACGACGUCCUAUACUAGCCGCGGGGGGAUUUGAAGAUGCAAGUAAUGUUAGUAUCGUCACCUUAUAUAUAGACCAGGUGUUCAGGGUCAAAUAUGCACAAUCAGCUGCACUAGUGUGGGAAGUAUCAGAAUCAUACGAUCUAUCGUUCUCACUCAUUAACACAAUCUUUCUUUAGUUUUUCGCAGACGUUACAACAAUUUUACAAUAUAUACUGAAAAUUUUCCCCACACUUUAUUAUUAGUUAGCAUCGAGCUCUGCAGUGUAGUAAACGUAAUGCCUUUACCUUCACGAAAAAUUCCAAAAAAGUCGGACCGCGCGCCGAAAAUAAAAAAGGUCGAGAUACUGCAAUCCUUAUUAAUAAAACCACCGACAGCGACGACCAAAACUUUAACAAAACGACCACCACCAUUGGAGACGAAAAACGCGCCGCCAACACCUAAAAUGGAUUCAGCGUCUCUGCCAGUAGUAAAUAAUGGAGGUCCAUUAUUGGACGAGGAAGUGAUAACAAUCUAUUCGGAUAAUUCUACAAUCGCAACCGGCAACUUGGGUGAUAGUUUGGAGCUAGAUCUUCUGUUGGCCCAGUUGGAAGGGGACCCCGCUGCUAGUUUUAUGUUCGAACCAGCUCGAAUAAUUCCAACACCGAUACUAUCCCAACCAAUGCGGUCGCCUACACCACCACAGCCACCGCUACCACCUGCACCGGUGUUCCCACCUCCUCAGGCAGAACGACCUGUCAUGCAAGCGGGCCAAAAACGACCGUAA
Messenger RNA from Photinus pyralis (common eastern firefly), 1425 nucleotides. RefSeq names its product myb-related transcription factor, partner of profilin-like. The transcript is spliced from 3 exons. NCBI's taxonomy places the organism in Eukaryota, Metazoa, Arthropoda, Insecta, Coleoptera, Lampyridae. The record is from RefSeq and is a predicted model, not a curated record. The coding region runs from base 937 to 1425 and encodes 162 amino acids.